AACCAGGAAGCCGACAGCUGCGACGCGCUGCAUGUGUCCUCUGUAUGACGCCAACAGGCAGGCCUGGAUAGAGUUGAAGCCAAUGAGUGUCGCCCGCCUCAGCCAUGGGGGGUUUCUGUUCGUGAUGGGUGGAACAGAUGAACACAACACAGUCCUGUCCAGUGGAGAGAAGUAUGACCCCGACUCCAACACCUGGAGCCCGAUUCCCCCAAUGCUACAGGCUCGUCAGAACUUCGGUGUGGUGGAGCUGGAUGGUCUGAUCUAUGUUCUUGGUGGAGAGAGUGAAGAGCUGGGGCUGAUUACUGUCGAGGUGUUCGACCCCUACUUCAAUACCUGGAAAAUGCAGACCAGUAUGACCAUGAUCCGCAAGGUCGGCUGCUACGCCUCCAUGAAUAAGAAGGUCUAUGCCAUUGGUGGGGGCUCCUACGGGAAGCUGUUUGACUCUGUUGAAUGCUUUGACCCCAAAACCCAGCAGUGGACGGGGCUGUGUCCUCUGAAAGAGAGAAGGUUUGGCUCGGUGGCGUGCGGCGUCGGUCAGGAGCUUUACGUGUUCGGUGGAGUCAGAAGCCAAGAGAACGACAACCCCGAGCAAAGACAAAUGACGACCUGCAAGUCUGAGUUCUACCAUGACGAGAUGAGGAGGUGGAUGUUCCUGGAUGACCAGAACCUGUGCAUCCAGACCAGCUCCUCCUUCGUCUACGGCGCCGUGCCCAUUGGAGCCAGUAUCUACGUGGUGGGGGACCUGGACACAGGCACAAACUUUGACUACAUCCGGGAGUUCCGGCGCACCACCGGGACGUGGCAUCGCACCAAGCAGAUGUUACCCAGCGACCUUUCCAAAACGGCCUGUGCCAACUUGCGCAUCGCCAAUUGUCGACUGUUCCGCCUUCAGCUGAGUCAGGGCAUGUUCCGGAUCAGAAUCUGACCCGAGACAGCAGCCGGCAGCUCUGUCCCGGCUCCAUGUGUCUCCACUUUUGCACACUGGUACGCUCUAUCUGCUGUAGGUCUGAGUUUAUAUACAAACACUAAAGCGCUGUAGUCGCUACGCUUUGAAGAUCUCGACUCCACUCAUUGGUUUAUACUCACGACCCUUUUGAUGUAUAUUUAUUGUAUGACCAAAUGGGAUAGACUUUAAUCUGAACACAUUUUUAGCUUUAUGGGUUUUAUGACAUUUUUCUUAUCUAAAUCUAUUUUCUUUGAAGUGUGGGAUCCUUUUUUUACAACUUUCUUUUAAAGGACAUUGCUCAUUUUGAAUGCUUUCUGGUUCUCGGUUACUUGGUGAGGGAUUCAUUAUACACCAGUCACUACCCCUUUAUUACACUAGAAAUCACGCUGCACAGUUUUUGCAGAGACAGCGAGGCCCGCUGUGGUGCCGCUUUAUUAAAGGAUCACUCUAGAUCAUUUCAAGGCUGCAAAUAUCCCAUUAUUAUCACCGUUAUGACGUUCCAGUUCAUGAUAACUUUGCACACGUCACCUUGUGGUAGAGAUACGAGGGAAGGAUGAGUCACACAUGAAAGCAAAGUAAAAAGUUGCAGCAGGAAUCAGCUGCCUUUUUGGUAAAUGCAUUAGACACUUGCCAGCUGACUCAGUCACAUGCAUAUUAAGCCUCACACGCUGGUUUGUUUUACGUGUGUGUGGAUGGAUAAUAUUCUGUUUGGCAUGUGCUGGUCACAGCAAAAACUGUAUGCAGAGUUCUGCUGCUGCAGUUCUCGAUGCUCAUGCUAAAGUUCAGAGAAGCCACAGGCUGCUCUGAACACUCGGUUUCAGGCAGGUAGCUAAGCUGAUGCUAAUUGUUAAUCAAAACUCUUUUUAGAUUUGCUGUUACGGUGAUCCCACCAGCAAACACGCCUUCCUUUACCAUCAACUUUUAAUGCAAGAUGCACAUUACACCACCUUAGUUCAUGUCUUUAGGUGAGGCCGAGGUCAACUAACCCCCAUGCUGCUGUGACAGAGUAAUGUAGAUAACUGACUAAUGAAAAGGUGUUUUAAAUCCAUCGUGGGGAGAGAAUAACUUUGGUUUUUACAGCCUAAAAAAACAUAAUACGGGCACUUUAGCAGCACUUUUAGUCUGAUUGGUGAUCCUCGUUGUUACGUGCCUAAACUGAACCCUAAUCAUCCCGCAACAGUUUGACAGUUUAGAAGAAGGAAGUAAAAUGAUUUUGUACAGGAAGCUGUAGGAGCACAGUUCUGAAUCCACAACCAAAGAUUUCACAAAUGUCUCUUAAACUCCAGGAAACUGUCGACGUUACUGGAAGCCCUCGCAGUGCGGUUGUGUCCUUUAAAAACUAUGCCGUGCAGCUCAGACGGUGUAGAAAAGCCAUGUGGAAUUCUCCAAACUAUGCACGAACACGGGUGACUUGCUUUUGGUGACAGCACCUGAUUCCAUAUAUUCACAGAAACGUUCCCACGUGCUGAUUUCAGCGUUUGCCUCUUGGAGCACAAACUCUUUAAUGGAUUAUCACUUUUUAUCUGAGCUGGUCCGGGCCCGGUCCAUUAUAAAAUAGAGCACGUAACACUGGUGAUUUACCGGAUGUGCUGCAGCUUUGCUGACCUCUGACCUGGCUUUACAGUCAGGACAGUUUUGGCAUCUCUUGACCCCGUUUGUUCUGUGUGAGUUACAGCUGCUGCUGUCUGUCCUGCACUCAGCGGCUGCGCUUACAAAAUGUGCACUCGCUAAGCAGAGCUCGUGCCCCGUUUCAUGCAGCGCAGUGUGCGUUAGGGCCGAUCGCCCCGGGCCAAAACACAACUCUUUCAAUUUGAAGCGACGCGAGAAUGUCAAGUUUUAAAGACUUGCGCAAAAACUUGCAUUAGACUGCAGUUGGAAUCACGUCUGUAUUAUUUUGUAAGCUUAUUAUGUAUCAUAACAUAAAUAUUUAAUACUUCAACACCAUAAAUAUAGCAACAGCAUCAGUUCAAGCGGUAAUUUGGUAUAAACUGAUAUGUUGCAGCUGGUCGCCUUUAUUUGCUGCACUGUUACUGGUUGGUUUGCUACACAAGCAUUCGUAGCUCACCUAACAAAAACACUCCUGUUUUUUUUUAAAUUGUUAUUUAUUCCAGUAUGCAAAAUAUCAUCUCAUUUUUGUUUUUGUUUGUUUUUUUACUCACUAUUAUUACCAAGCAGCAACCAGGGCUGGAAAAUGAAGCCAGUCCAUCAGUAUUACGAGCUGUGGUCUGAGGAGCUUGGAAGACUGAAGAAGCUUCUUGGAUGAGAGGUGAAACAUCUUCAGGAGACUUAAUGAAGUCCAAGCUCCUCAGACUACCAUGACCUGGAUGACUGAGAACCUACACAGACCUUAAGAGCUGUGGUUCCUCGGAUCAGUUUCUGUCAGUAUCCAGACUCGCAGGUUAAAGUCCACAUGCAGAAAUAAAUACGUUUACAGCCCCCUACACAAAGACAGUUUCUGCUUUCUAUACAGGCGUGACUUCUCUGGCCCCUACACAGACCGACCUACCUGCUAGCUGUCUGCAAGGCUCCCCUCACCUGGAGCUGUCAGGUUCCAUGAAUUGAAGCCGGACCUCUCGAUGGAGGUUGCGGUGCCCAUAUCCAGACGUUCAGUUACCAUUUAUUUGCUCUCCAUGUUACAAAAGUCUUCAGAGACUGGGGGGAACGCUCUAGUCGCCUUCGUUAACACCUCUACACGUUUUUUUAAUAAUAAAUUGUCAAAAACAAGAGUUGAUUGCUUCAAUAUGACAGUGAUUCCAAGGGCCUAAAUAUUACAUUUCACUAAUGAUCAACUAUAUGUAACAGUUGGCUAAAAAUAGUUAUUGGCUCAACAAUAACGGAUUAAAUAUCUAAAUAAUUUGCUACAAAAUAAUAAAUAAUGCACCUUCUGUCAAUUCAAAGGGUUUACGUGUGAGGACGUCAUAAAAAUCACAUUAAAAGGAUUUAAACACAGCCACAGAUGAACAACCACACAGGGCACAUUACAUCGUGUCAUUAUUUAACUAAAUCUAAGCCACAAAGCAGAAGCAGUGUGUGAAAUCCUAAAGACACGCCUUGAUUCAGCAGCUUGUAGAACCACCUUUACGUCCCACCGCAGCACCUCCGUCCGGUUGAGGUCUGGACUUUGAGUGAAUCUCCUUUCUGUGGCUGUAAAACAAGACCAAAUCUUCACGCCUCCACCACCGUGCUGACAGCAGAUAUGAGGAGCUGCGUUUAGCUUCUCCAAACCUGCCGCUCUGUGUUGUGGACAGACGUCUCUGCUUUGCUCUCAUGAUUUGUU
Pelmatolapia mariae (spotted tilapia) is the source of this 4223-nucleotide messenger RNA. RefSeq names its product gigaxonin-like. Lineage: Eukaryota; Metazoa; Chordata; Actinopteri; Cichliformes; Cichlidae. Gene Ontology annotation, molecular function: protein binding. The transcript is spliced from 7 exons. The record is from RefSeq and is a predicted model, not a curated record. The annotation marks the transcript as partial.